UUAAAUGACCCAACGAGCCGGGUCCGGCCCGCGGGCCGUAUGUUUGACAUGCCUGGUCUAGGCUAAGUGGGUUGGGAUGGAACCUGCAAAGGUGUCCAGGGCUCUGGUCUCUACUUCCUCCAUGUAGAGAUUGGCCACGAUCGGUGACACUGGGGACCCCAUCGCACAGCCUUGUUUUUGCCUGUAGAAACCUCCAUUGUGUCACAUUUGUGCGUAUAACACAUAUUUGACAUGUGUUAUAUCUGUUGAACCGUCUGUAGUCAAUCCCAAACUGAUCGUGUGUCUGCGGGAUGCACUGGGACAAUCCUGAUCCACUUUUCAUUCCAGUUGUCACUUCUAAAACUCUGGUGAGGUGUUUAGGUUUAUGGCUUGUUAGAGUAACAUUUAUUAGAAAAACAAGUUUGGGAAGUGCUGGAGGCUGAAUAAUAUAAAAGUAGAAUAAAUAAACAUGCAAAUGAUUCAAAUUAUAUUGGCAGCGAAGUGUAAAAGCAAAUGUAAAGUGUCAUUGAAUUGCGAGUGUAUCCCAGUGUAACAGCUGUGUGCUGUAUUGGUACAUCAGCCUUUUCUUUCAGCCCUGCAGGCAAGCAGGUUGUUCACUGCAAAUAUUUUUUUAAUUAAUUUAACCACACGAAGGCCAAGCUAGGUGCCUCUUUCUUUGUUGUCAGCUGUGUUUCAUGUUUUAUCUGAUGCCUUGAUAAUGGCUUUUUAACUGUGCCCUAACGCAUGUUUCAACAAGCAUAGUUGCCUUGUUGUCUGUUUUUGCUAUUCCUGCCAAAAAACAAAAACAAAAUAGAAAUGUAUGAGUGUGUGUAUAAAUACAUAUGUGGGUGUGGUCCUGAUUGUCAGGAAGAGAUUUGUUACAGGUCUGUGAUGGGGAGUGUUGAAAUCAUUUUGAGCGUCGACUUGAACUGUGGCUGCAUAAAAGUGGUAUCGCUUGUCAUCGGAAAUCUUUGCAUUAAGCGUGUUUCAUCUUAAUGGAGACGGUUGCAGUGAGGUUGGCAUAAUUUAUUUCUGGUUUGUUACAGUCUGAGUGUCUAUGUUUGAAUGAGAUAAGAUGGAAAAAGAAUCGCAUAUCAAAACACCACAUUACUAAUGUCUGUUGACUUUUUUGUUCCUUAUAUUUUCCUUUUGAAUUUGAAUUUUUUUUUUUUUUUUGUCACUCAUGUAGUUUAAUGUUGUUGUGAUGAUUGGUAGAUGUUUUAGGAAUGCAUUCUCCUCUUGCAUAAUAACUUGUUAGUCAUCUCAGGAAAGUCCUGGCUCCUCUCCUUGUCUUUAUCUCCAUGUUGGCUGUGUGUUAUUAUUAUUUUUGGCUGCUUUCAAUACUCUGUGCGGGCGGUAAUUUGGUGAAAGUUUAUUGUUUUUAAAUGGGAAUCAUACUUAAAUUGUUAUUGACAUUUGAUAACAGUAGUAGACUCAUGCAUGUGGGUGUUUUCUCUCAUUUUGGUGUUUUAGUGAUGAUUUUUCAUCUCUCUUUGAGUUUCCGUCUGGGAUUUAUUUCGAAAGUUGACAUAAAGUUGUUUAGAGCAAAGGUGUGAUUUUUAUCUUUAUGAUAAGUUUUCUUAACACCAGGAAGUGGCCACGGUGGGUGUUGUCUUUCUGUUUUCAUUGUGUUUCGUGUUUUAUUCCUGGAAAUGACGUUCUUGUGUGUGUUUGUGUAUUCCUGUUUGUCAGGAAGAGAUGUAUUACACUUGUUUAAAAGGAGCGGUAUGAUAGACUGAUCAUAUAUCCAGCAUCGGAGCGAACUCUUCACCACAAGGGACAAACAGAUCUGAAAGAAGCAGAGAAGCUCCGCUGGUAGUCGUGAAGAUCCUGGUCGGCAGAUUACCAGCAUGUCGGCAUCAAACUGUCUUCUGACUGAAGAGCAGCUUUUGUGCUGCGUCUGUCUGGAUGUGUUCACCGAUCCCGUCACUCUGCCAUGUGGACACAACUUCUGCAAAAGCUGCAUCAUGGAGCACUUGAAUUUUAACUCCCAGCGCCAGUGCCCCAUGUGUAAAGAGCAUGUGGAAAAGAAAUACAAGCUGCGGGUGAAUACUUUCAUAUCUGAGAUGGCGGUUCAGUUCAGACAAUCAGCUGGAAAGAAAGACAGAAAGAUCCCCAAGCAACAGGCUGCAACACCAGCGAAUGUUCCUCAGGAUGUUCAUGCUGGACCUAAAUGGACAUCCCUGAGGUCCUGCCUCUUCAUAGCAGUUGGAAUAACAUGUUUAGUCUUCUUUAUUAUCAACCUGUACUGUCAUCAAAUCAUUUCCAGCAUAAAAAUGUACCAGCUCUAUGAUUUUUUGCAGAAGGUGGUUGAAAAUGUUAGUACUGAACAGGACAAACCUCUGGACUUGUCCUAUGUGGGUCCGGGUGACAGAUUUCACGAGGGGCUUUCUCUGAGAGAAGAAUAUGAACUAAAAAAGAAAGAAAUUUGGGAAACAGAGGCUAAAAUUCACAAGAUGGUCCAGGAGAGACGGCGUCGCGUCCAGGAAUUCAAACACUCUGUGAAAGUCGGAAAGGUAGGUGCAGAUGGGGUGAUGGAGGAAGGAGUUCAGGUCUUCACUGCUCUGAUUAGGUCUCUGGAGAGAGCCCAGACAGAACUCGUCGAGAUGAUUGAACAGAAGCAGAAAGCAACGGAGAAAGAGGCCAACGCUAACAUCCAAGAGCUGGAGCAGGAGAUCUCCGGGCUAACAAAGAGGCGCGCUGAGGUGGAGCAGCUCUCCCGCUCCAAAGACCCCCUCCAUUUCCUCCAGAGCUUCUCAGCCCUGAAUUCUGCUCCUCCCACCAAAGACUGGACGGACGUGAGCAUUUGUCCAGUUAGAUAUGAUGGCAUCACAAGGGCCGCGAUAGUGAGAGCUUUGAAUCAGCUGGCGGAGACGGUCAGGGAAGAGAUGCAGAGGCUUGAAGACGCCCAGUUUAAAAACCUUCGGCAAAACGCAGCGGACGUGGCCUUGGAUCCGGACACGGCACACCCUGCUCUCGUCCUGUCCGAUGACGGGAAACAAGUGCACUGUGGUGACGUUUGGAGGAAGCUCCCAGACAACCCAAAAAGAUUUCAACCUGCACUUAACGUCUUGGGAAAGCAGAGCUUCUCCUGUGGGCAGUUUCAUUAUGACGUCCAGGUUAAAGGGAAGACCAGGUGGACGUUAGGAGUGGCCAAAAGGUCCGCCAACAGGAAGGGAGACAUUAUGUUAAACCCAGAAAAUGGCUACUGGACUAUAUGUCUGAAAAAUAUUAACGAGUACUUUGCACUCGCUAGCCAACCCGUCCCUCUCCCUGUGAACAAUCACCCUGACAAGGUGAGAGUGUUUGUGGACUACGAGGAGGGCCUCGUCUCCUUUUAUGACGUCGAUGCUGCAGUUCUUCUUCACUCAUUCACUGGAAACUCCUUCACAGAGGGUCUCUACCCAUUCUUCAGUCCUGGGCCGAGUGACAGCGGCAGAAACUCUGCCCCUUUGAUCAUCUCAUCUGUAAAUCUCAGGUGAAGCUGAACAUUGUUGUUACUCCCCUAACCAGUCACUGAGAGUUUCUAGACGGUUGCUAUGGUAUGUUGAUCUUUAUGUUCCUUAUAUUUGUCUUUCGUACUUGAAUGCUUUUACAGUUGUGAUGACUGGUAGAUGUUAUAGGAAUGCAUUCUCCUCUUGCACAAUAACUUGUUACUCAUGUCAGGCAAGUCACAACUUUCACCAUCCUCUUCCUUAUCCUUAUCUUCAUGGCGUCCGUGUGUUAUUGCUUUUAAUACUCUGUGUGGACGGUAAUUUGGUCUAUAUAUAUUAUUAUAAAAUGCGAAUCAUAAUUAAAUUGACAUCGACAUUUGAUAACGGUAAUAGACUCAUGUUUCUGGGUGUUUUCUCUCA
Mugil cephalus (flathead mullet) is the source of this 3833-nucleotide messenger RNA. Its product is annotated as nuclear factor 7, brain-like. Bases 1830 to 3461 code for a protein of 543 amino acids. The transcript has 2 exons. Lineage: Eukaryota; Metazoa; Chordata; Actinopteri; Mugiliformes; Mugilidae. The record is from RefSeq and is a predicted model, not a curated record. Gene Ontology annotation, molecular function: protein binding.